GUGUGGACGGCAGCAUGGCGUCCCGGGCCAAACGGCGGGCGGUGGGUAGCCGGGCCCCGCGGCCUCCCGAAGACCCCGUCAGGCGCGACGAGGAAGAAGAGGAAAACGAAGUCGAGGAUGAGGACGAAGACGAUGAGGAUAGUGAGGAAGAGGAGGACGAAGACGAUGAGGUCGUUGACGAGGAAGUGAAUGUUGAAUUUGAAGCUUAUUCCAUCUCAGAUAAUGAUUAUGAUGGAAUUAAGAAAUUACUACAGCAGCUUUUUCUAAAAGCUCCUGUGAACACUGCAGAACUAACAGAUCUCUUAAUUCAACAGAACCAUAUUGGGAGUGUGAUUAAGCAAACAAAUGUUUCGGAAGACAGCGAUGAUGAUGUGGAUGAAGAUGAAAUUUUUGGUUUCAUAAGCCUUUUAAAUUUAACUGAAAGAAAGGGUACCCAGUGUGCUGAACAAAUUAAAGAGUUGGUUCUAAGCUUUUGUGAGAAGAACUGUGAAAAGAGUGUGGUUGAACAGCUGGACAAGCUUUUAAAUGACACCACCAAGCCUGUGGGCUUUCUCCUAAGUGAAAGAUUCAUCAAUGUCCCUCCUCAGAUUGCUCUGCCCAUGCACCAGCAGCUUCAGAAAGAACUAGCAGAAUCACACAAAACUAAUAAGCCAUGUGGGAAGUGCUCCUUCUACCUUCUGAUUAGUAAGACAUUUGUGGAAGCAGGAAAAACCAAUUCCAAAAAGAGAUGGAGCAACCAGAAGGAUGAAUUAAUGUUUGCAAAUGCAGAGGAAGAGUUUUUCUAUGAGAAGGCAGUGCUGAAGUUCAACUAUUCAGUGCAAGAGGAGAGUGACACUUGCCUGGGAGGCAGGUGGUCUUUUGAUGAUACACCAAUGAAGCCCUUGCGAACUGUGAUGUUAAUUCCAGACAGCAAGAUGAGUGAAAUCAUGGAUAAACUGAAAGAUCAUCUAUCUAUCUAGCCUAUUUUUCAUGGACAUCGAUGGGCUUAUUUUUAUAAAAUUACCAGAAAACCCAGUGGAGCUUUACUGAAAACUCGUGACUUUAUUCAGAUUUAAGUCCUCUACAAAAAGUAGGGUUCUUUUCCAUGUGUCUAUGACACAUUUACAAAAUAUCUCUUUUUUUUUUUUUUUGGUCAAAUUAUGAAUGGUUGAUUAAAAACUUCCACCAAGAAGAAAAACAUGGGAGUAGUAAUUUGAGGAAUUCAAUAAAACUCCUAUUUUUUUAUUUUAAAAUAAUAU
Sciurus carolinensis (gray squirrel) is the source of this 1238-nucleotide messenger RNA. It is a transcript of the gene Bccip, whose product is annotated as BRCA2 and CDKN1A interacting protein. The transcript is spliced from 7 exons. Bases 15 to 959 code for a protein of 314 amino acids. Gene Ontology annotation, cellular component: nucleus. NCBI's taxonomy places the organism in Eukaryota, Metazoa, Chordata, Mammalia, Rodentia, Sciuridae. The record is from RefSeq and is a predicted model, not a curated record.